Messenger RNA from Microstroma glucosiphilum, 261 nucleotides. RefSeq lists its product as hypothetical. Lineage: Eukaryota; Fungi; Basidiomycota; Exobasidiomycetes; Microstromatales; Microstromataceae. The record is from RefSeq and is a predicted model, not a curated record. Gene Ontology annotation, molecular function: mRNA binding. The transcript is spliced from 2 exons. Bases 1 to 261 code for a protein of 86 amino acids.
AUGGCUGCCAAGGUCUACGUCGGAAACCUGUCGUGGAACACCUCGGACGAUGGUCUCGCCCACGCCUUCUCUGCCUACGGACAGCUCACCGACUACAUCGUCAUGAAGGACCGUGAGACUGGUCGCUCUCGUGGAUUCGGCUUCGUCACCUACGGUACUCAGCAGGAAGCCGAUGCCGCCAUUGCUGCUCUCAACGAGCAAGAGCUCGACGGCCGACGCAUCCGAGUCAACAUGGCCAACUCCCGACCUCCCGCUGGGUGA